Molecule: messenger RNA, 4783 nt
Organism: Diprion similis
Lineage: Eukaryota; Metazoa; Arthropoda; Insecta; Hymenoptera; Diprionidae
Exons: 11
Coding region: 128-4093 (1321 amino acids)
Source: RefSeq, a predicted model, not a curated record
UUCCUGAUCGUCGGAUCGGUGCUGAUCACAUCCGACCACACAGUGUUCAAGAUCAUUGAUACGAUGGAUACGUAAAGUGGGCCGCAAAUGCCGUUUAAAGAAUCGCACUGGAGGCCGUAGUGAUAGGAUGUCGUCGCAGUGUAACCACUUCGUGCAGAAUGCCUGGAAGAAGGAGCUCUGCUCGAAUUGUUUCAAACCCCGUGAAGAGCAUUCGGAAGCCGUCGAUAACAACGCGAGGUUCAAAGGAACGACGAUGACGACGAAGACGUCGAAGACGACGAAGACGAUGAACGUGAUCGAGGCGAUGCCGCAGGGUAUCCUCAAGGGAAAGACGUCUUCCAGGGGGAAGAAGAAAGUCGCGUUUCCCGAUUCCUUGACGGAAGUGAUCGGCUACGGAGGUGACGAUUUCUCGGACUCGGAGGAGUUCGAGCUGAGCGAGUCGUCGCUGGGCGUGGAGGACGAUCUUCCCGAUGGCGAGGAGGAGCGAGCACUCUGCAACCUGACGAGAGCCAACACGAGCUUUAAUACGGUAACCGCGAAUCUCUCGUCGAGUGGUAUUCCCGACGCGAAGAAGUCCUUCGCCUCGUUGAUGCUGGGCAAGCCGCGGAAGGACUCGGACGGCAAGAAGAAGACCCUCCUGGUAUCGGUGACGCCGUUCGGCGCCGGGGACGCGGUUGUACCGACGGCGAAACGACCCGCCGAACGAAAAGCUGUCAACUUCUCGAUGACGAGUAGACAGACCAGCGAGGUCGCCGACGCCAAGUCAGAGGUCACCUUAAAGUCGGUGAACAGCAUAGCCGAGGACAAGAUCGUCCGGGAUAGAAACGAGAAGGAGGCGACGUCCGUUCAGACAGAGAAGAACGGCUCCGCCCUUGAGAAGAUCGUCGACAUGCCCCUGAUCACAUCGAGCAAUCUUAUUUCCGUUAUACAGAAGAGCGAUUCGCUGCAGCAGAGCGUCGAGGGGCCGACGGUUUCCGGAAGAACGGUAAGCAGCGACCAGGUCUUCCAGAAGACGGGCUUCAUCGCUAAGGCGAGCGCCGAUCGGAAGACCGGGAUCACCAGGACACCCGCUAUGAAGAAGCAGAAGGACGCCGACAAGCCGAUCAAGAUUGCGACUCAGGGUAGCUACAAGCAGACCCUCGACUCGAAGAACGAGUACAUCGCUAGGACGACUGCAGCGAGGGAAAAUGAGAGCUACGCGAGAAUCGAGGAUCGGGAUGGUGAACCGGAGCCGAAGAAGACCUGGGGGAAGGACGUGAACACGAUGGAGGUACAGGCCGCGGACGAUGAGGAGGGUGAUAACAAACCGGACGAAACCGAGGCUCCGGGGUCAUUCGGGCCGAAGGUCAGCAGGGAACUGGCCGGAGAGCCGGACGGCAAAGCCGACGAGGAAGUCGUUGAACCGCCAGCCUUGCCGCGGAGCCCGCCGCCGAUCGAGCCGCGGAAUUCGUCGUUCCUCCACAGCGUCGACGUGAAUAAGAAGGCAAAGCCGACGGUUCCCCAGAAGCCCUCCUUCCUGCCGCCGAAGGCACCGUCUGCAUUCAGGAACGGUUCCUGCGAGACUAACUCGCGAGCAACGGGACCGAGGAGUCUUAACCUCAGGGGAACGCAGGAUCAGCAGCAAAGCGUCGUCGAAGAGGAAGAGACAACGGCGUUGAUUCCGGGGAGGGGGGAGGACGUCGAAGAUGAAACGGCGAGCCGCGUGAUCACGCUCGUUGACGUCGACGGGGACGCGGUCAGGUCGUCGAACAAACGACGGAUGGCCCCGAAACCACCGCCCCCGACGUACGCGUCGACGGUCGACGAAGCCGGAGGAUCGCUUUUUGCCCGCAAUCCAGGCGCGGUUAAUUUGAAGUCCGACUCGCCGGUCGUCAGGGAGAAGGAAAAGCGGGAGAGAGCUUCUUCGUGCAGUCCUAAAUUCCGGAAGGACACCGAUCAGGAAGCCGCUGAUACGCAGACGAGCGAGCAGCCCGGUUCGUCGGUAAUCGACGCGGACGCACGAAGGAUGAUGUCCUUGUCUCAGGACAGUUUAGCCAACGGCGCCGAUAAAAUCGAGGAGAAGAAAAAGGCCCGGUCACGCUUUUCUCUCAAGAAGUUUCUCAGGAUGGGAUCGAAGAAGGACCAGGUCGACGGCAAUCCCGGCUUACCGCCCAGACUCGACGAUCCUCCAACCUCGCCCCAACCGACGGCCAAACCUCGACUCGAAAUCAUACAUCCUCUGGAGCUCGACGGCGCUGCCGUUGAGGUUGUCAGCAGGGAACGCCUUCCCAGGAUCAGCAAGGAUCAGAGGACCGACGAAUCGGUUAGCGAGGCCGAUCAGUCCCAGCACCUCUCGUCGCCCUCUACCGGCAGCCCCCCUCAUCAUCCCUUUGCGAGGCCCGGGAAGCCGCCGCCACCACCCAGGAAUCAGUCCCUCGACGAUUGGGCCCGACUGGACCCGGCUAACAAGCCGGCUCGACCGCCACCCCCUCGAACCGAGAUCAAAUCACCGAGUAAAUCGUGGCAUCCGCCGAAUCCGACGAGCCCCGACUCGAUCUACGCGAAUCUGGCAGCGGAGGAUGUUCCAGGUGAAGUGCGGAGCGGCCUCGCACCCUCAAAGCCUCAGAGGACGGCCAGCAUGAGGGACCAGGCGAUCUGCCAGCCUCCGGUGAAGAAGCGACCGGCUGCGGUGCCCCCGAACCACGAGGACUACGAGACCCUCGCCAGCCCUCGAUCCGCAUCCACGACGGAUUCAUCGAAUCUGUCGAACGACAACCACGCCUACGAGUGCCUCUCCAGUUCACCGGAGUGCGAUUCCUCCCUCGAUCUUCGGCACGGAGUGAUCAGUCGUGAGGGAGGUUUUCAGCUGAACGGGAAGAGGAAGUCGGACAGCAGUGCUCUCGAUCCUGGAACCGACUUCGCCUACCACAAUCAGCCGUUCACCAGGUCGACGUCGCUGCCAUACUGCGGCAGCGAGACAGAGAGCGAGCUUUAUUCGCCGUACAGCUUUUGCACCGGGGACGAGGGCCCAGAGGACGACCAGGACUGGAAGAACGGUAAGGAAUGCGAGUCCAGAGUUGGAAGGCUGAGGCAGCGCCGGGGAAGAAGCAUCGUUCAUCGAAGUCUCGAGGACAACUACGGAGCCGUCAUUGUCGCGAAUCACGAAGCCCUGGCUCAGGUGUUGGAGCAGCUAAAUCAAACGUCCGGAAUCCCACCCGCACUAAGAGGUCUGAAAACGGCGAGUCUACGGCUGUCGGAUUUCAUUUUGGACCCGAAGUCUUCGCUGCCGUUAGGAAGGCGUGUGUUUUAUUCGGCUUCGUGGAACGACAACUCGGUUACGAUAUGCGUAGCCCUUGAUCUGACGCUGCACGUAUCGCGGAAAGAGUUCAAUCUGGUACCGAUAAUCGAGUUCACCGACACGAUACCGGAAUUCAUUGCUGAGAAAAUAGUAAACCACGGUUGGAAAAGCAACGUCGAGGCCACGAUCUCGGUGCUGCCGCAUCUUCAGGUGACAACGGUCGACGCCUUCGCUGGAUCCGUGAAAGACACGGGCGACGAAGGAUUCGUGAGAGAGGCGUCCUUCGUUCUUUUGCAGCUGGUUAACGCCUUCAAGAAUUUACAGGCUCGGGGGGUGGAGGAGGCACCGCUAAAUUUAAGCAACGCCGUCCUCUGUCGAGAGGCCAAGGACGCCUGCUACAGACUCUACCUUCUUCAAAGCCUAAGCUCGGAUACCAACGGGGAAUGGGAAGAAGAAAAGGCCUCCUUGUGUCAGUGCGUUCUUCGGGCUCUCCAGGAGCUGACGCUUUCCAAGAGGCUGCCUUUGGUUCAGGAGUUGCUGCAGCGGGAGAGGACCGCCAGUUUGUCUCAGGUGAAAUCCGUCCUCGAGUUCUCCCUCUGGGGUCCUGCAGACGUCACUCUCGGGGGGCCGAGAGACCGCGAAAUGACGCUGCAGAGGUGGCUCGACCUCGAACGAGCUACGGUGCUUCACGCCCUGGUCAGGGCGAGGGCGCCAUUGGCCGUCACCGACGAGUAUCACCUGUUAUUCCUCGUUCGCACUAGCGCGAAGAUCAUGUGCGAGGCCUCGAUGCUUUUGGAUGCCCAGCGGAGGAAAUAAGUUUGUAGAGUAACAGAGGGAACGAAAAACGAAAUUUACCAGUGUGACGUUACGUAUAUAUAUAUAGUAUAUAAUGUAUAUUAAAAUAAUGCUCAAUUUUAAUAAGGGAACAAACUCGUAUUUAUAGGCUAUUUGGAUAAAUUUUAAGGAACAAUAAUCAAUUGAAUACUCGCUGUCGCGGUUCGGUUUAGAUCAAUUAGUUUCUACUCGUGAAUUGCGUGGAUUUCGUAAUCUCUUUUGUAAUUUAGCUCGUAUUUCUUUUACGAGAUUGUUCGUCAACUAUAAGCGAUAACGGUUGGGACAGUAAUCUCGAAGAUGCUUUUAGUAUUUUCUCUCGACUUGCAAUUUGUCGCUAAUUGUCUUGUCUUCUAUUCUCCACUUUAUUUCUUUUUCAAUCACUUUCACCAGCGAACAUCGUACAACCUCCCAUCCUCAUUUCAUCACCUUUACACUAUUUAUCUAAUGCAUUUUUAAAACCAGUACAUUACUUUUGUUUGUACAUACAUAAUGAUAACUUUUAUACUACCUUCACAUAUGUAAAUGUGCAUAUACCUGUGUAUUAAUACGAGAACCAGCUGGAUAAGUAAUGAACUGUAAUCAAAAAUUGCUAGUGUUACUACGUAUACGCAAUUAAUUUUGUAUAUCGAAUUGCAGUUUGUACUAUUGAAUAAAUAAUCCAAUGACGUUUAA